Molecule: messenger RNA, 2904 nt
Organism: Rotaria sp. Silwood1
Lineage: Eukaryota; Metazoa; Rotifera; Eurotatoria; Philodinida; Philodinidae
Source: the annotation of a GenBank genome assembly
AUGUCUAACUUAGCUGACAAAUAUUUUGAUAGACCAGAAGAACCGGAAUUCGAUAUUUGUAUGGCAGAUUUUGCUUCUGAAUAUGAAAUCAUAUCGAUUAAUAAAAACAUUAAAAAUCCAAAGACUCCAAUUAAACGAUUAAAAACAUUGAAUUUUUCUAUUAAAAAACGUUGUAAUCGUAAUGCUAUUAUACGUUAUCCAUAUUUUAAUCGAGAAACAGAUAGAAAAAAUUAUUUUGAAAAUCUUCUUUCUCUCUAUUUACCGAUAAGAAGUCGAAGUGAAUUGGAAAAACCUUAUGAAUUGUUUUAUGAAAUAGGUGAAAUAUUUGAUGCUCGACAACAAUGUAUAAGAAAAGUAAAAGAAGUUGUCUAUGAAAAUCGAAAAAAAUAUGAAGCUCAUUGGAAAGAAACAGAUGAAGCGGAAUCAUUAUUUAAUCAAUUAUCCGUAGAUAUGAAAGACAACGAAUGGGCUGAAAUUGUUGCUAAUAAAGAAAAGGAUAAUAUAUGGUCAGGAGAUAUUGAACGAGAAGAUAAUCCCGAUUUUAAUAUUAUUCAUAAAGGAAAAAAUAAAAAUACGUUCAUUGACUUGAAGCAAACUUUUGCUACUACAGAUGAAAUAAGACCCUUCUUAGAAUCGAUGAACUAUGAACAACAAGAAGUAUUUUAUUAUUUUCGAGAAUGGUGUACAAAACGUUUACAUAAUCCUAAUGUCGAACCUCUUCGUUUGUUCAUUACGGGAGGAGCAGGCACAGGUAAAAGUCACCUUUUGAAAUGUCUUCAUUACGAAGCAACAAAAAUUUUUUCUCGUAAAAAACAUUUAGAACCCGAUGAGAAUAUUGACGAGGUUCAUACAUUGAUCACAGCUUUUACUGGUGCAGCAGCUGUCAAUGUUGGUGGGGUAACUAUCCAUAGUGCAUUCGGGAUUGGAACUCAAAAUAAUAGUUUAAGUGAUAAUUUAUCUUGCGAUAAAUUAAAUAGUUAUCGUUGUAAGUUAGGUACACUUAAAUUAUUAUUUGUUGAUGAGGUUUCUCUUAUACAAGCCGGUUUAUGGGGUGCUAUGCAUUCUCGUCUUACUCAAAUCAUGGGUAUACAUUCGAAUACAGCUAUUUUUGGUAAUGUUGGCAUAGUUGCUAUUGGUGACUUUUAUCAAUGCUCACCUGUAGCAUCUUCAAGUAUUUAUUCUUCUUUACUUUGGUCUGAUCAUUUUGAAUAUGUUGAACUUAAAAUCAAUGAAAGACAAAAAACAAACAUUUUUUUCUCACAAAUGCUUAAUCGUAUUCGAAAAAUUAAAAAAAAAGAAGAUAUGAGUAAAGAAGAUCGUGAUGUGCUUGAAAAAUGUCAUCAACGUUAUUUGAAUAAAGAAUAUCAUCCAGAAGCAUUGCAUCUUUUUGCUAGAAAUGCUCAGGUUGAUAAACAUAACGAAGAAAUGAUUGAGAAAAUUUGCACGAAUAUUCGUAUAUUUUAUGAAGUUAAUAAUAAUGAUAAAGAAAUAAAAACGAACGAAAAAACAGAAAGAAAAAAAAAUAGUAAGCCAUUACGACUUGCUAAAAAUGCUCGUGUGAUGAUGACGAAAAAUAUUUGUGUAAAUGAUGGAUUAGCAAAUGGUGUCACAGGUCAUAUUGUAGAAUUUGUAGAAAAUAAUAAUAAAGAUGUUUCUCAUAUAAUAAUUAAAUGUGAUUCAUCUAAAGUUGGACGUCUUCAUAGACGUAGUUGUCCACAUUGUCAUGGGCGAGAUACAAUAUGUGUGAUGCGAGAAAGUAACACUACUGAUCGACUAGAAUAUGAUUCACAAUCAAAAAAAGGUACAAAACAAUUUCCUUUACGUCUUAGCUGGGCAAUGACUAUACACAAAGCUCAAGGAAUUACUGUUGAUCAAGUUGUUAUUAGUACGAAAGAUUUUUUUGGAAGUGGAAUGGGAUAUACAGCAUUAUCACGUGUUCGUAUCCUAGAAGGACUAUUUCUUAUUGAUUUACACUUUGACAAAUUCUAUUGUAACGAAAAUGUUGAUAGAGUUCUUUCUCAAAUGAAAAUAAUGAGAAAAAAACAAUUAAUAUUUCAAGAAUCUUCAGAAUUCUUGAAUAUAUUGUUUCACAAUAUUGAAGGAUUAAAAUGUAAUUUUAAAGCAUUUUCUAAUUACCAUUUAUUACAUAAAGCAGAUUUGAUUUGUCUAGCAGAAACAUGGUUGAAAGAUGAUACUCGAUUGGAUCAUCUUCAAAUUAAUGGUUCUAAUCUUGUUCAUAAAACACGAGCAUGUUCAUUUGUAGCAAACCAUUUACUUCAUUCACAAAAAGGUGGUGGUGUUGCAAUAUAUUUUCGAGAAACUAUUCCUAUAAAAACAAUUGAUUCAUAUGCACAUCAAAAUAAAAAAGAAUUUGUUGUAAAUUUAAUUGAACAUUUAAAACAAUUUAAUAUUGACAAAAAUAUUCUUCUUAUUGGCGAUUUUAAUGAAGAUAGUCUUGAGAAUAAGUCAAAACCUAUUGAAACAAAAUUGGAAAAUUUAGCAGAUGGUAAUUGUUUCUUCCGUGCAAUUUCACAUCAACUAUAUAGACACGAAGACGAUCAUUUAAAUAUUAGAUCUGAAACAAUAAACUAUUUAAUUCAAAAUAUGAACGAUUUUGCAUCAUUUAUUGAUGAAAUGUAUUCAACAAUAGAAAAUUAUAUUGAAGAAAUGAGUAAAGAUGGAACAUAUGCUGACCAUCUCGCACUUUCAUCUACAGCAGUUAUCAUCAAUAAAAAUAUAAUUGUUCAUGAAUUCAAAAAAAAACCUAUACUUAUUCCUGGCUCCGACUUUCUUGAACAUCAAUUACAUCUCUGUUAUGAUCCAAAUAUGCCACAUUACGAUAGUGUUGUUUGUAUUGAUGGGAGCCCAGCCUUUCUUUCGUCUGAGCAUAUUUUAUUUACUUGA